AUGGGAAAACUGUCGUCAUGGCUAAAGGCUCAGGUGGUCGGACCUCUAACUGCUGGAGACUCCACAGCUGGACAGUCACAGCUGGACAGUCACAGCUGGACGGUCACAGCUGGAGACUCAUGGCGUGCCCCCCCCUUUUCUGUGCAGACGUUCACGGCCUGGUGCAACUCCCACCUGAGGAAGGCCGGCACGCAGAUCGACAACAUCGAGGAGGACUUCAGAGAUGGACUCAAGCUCAUGCUGCUCCUGGAAGUCAUCUCAGGUAAAAGGCUAGAGGCGUCCGCGGCGGGCGCCGCCCACCUCGCCGCCCGCUCGUCUGUGGCCGGGCGGCGGCUCGAGCUGAUGUGGGAGACUCAGCGUCCCGCCGAUGACCACAAGAAGAGGAUGAAGGAGAGAAAAGCUUUUAUUUACAUCGUGGGCACGCUGCGGCCGGAUGAGAAGGCCAUUAUGACCUAUGUGUCCUGCUUCUAUCACGCCUUCUCUGGCGCCCAGAAGCUAAAGCGAGCCGAGCCGAGGGACGGCGGCUCACCGCACUUUUCCCGGCAGGCCGAGACCGCCGCCAACCGCAUCUGCAAGGUCCUGGCGGUCAACCAGGAGAACGAGCAGAUGAUGGAGGACUACGAGAAGCUGGCGAGCGAUGUGAGUGUGCAGCCCGCCGGCAGCCUCCCUGCUCUCCACCCCCCCUCACGCUACCCCCCCCCUCCUCACCCCCUGGCCUGGUCCUCUCUGUGCCUCCAGCUGCUGGAGUGGAUCCGCCGGACCAUCCCCUGGCUGGAGAACCGGACCCAGGAGAAGACGGUCAACGACAUGCAGGCCAAGCAGGAGGACUUCAGGGACUACCGCACAGUGCACAAACCCCCCAAGCCGCCGCUAACAGCCGGAGUCCCUGUCUGUCCUCAGGUCCAGGAGAAGUGCCAGCUGGAGAUCAGCUUCAACACCCUGCAGACCAAGCUGAGGCUCAGCAACAGGCCGGCCUUCAUGCCCUCAGAGGGACGCAUGGUGUCUGACAUCAACGGGGCGUGGCACACCCUGGAGGGGGCGGAGAAGGGCUACGAGGAGUGGAUCCUGAGCGAGAUCAGACGUCUGGAGAGGCUGGAGCAUCUGGCUGAGAAGUUCCACCAGAAGGCCGCCAUCCACGAGUCCUGGACUGACGGUGGGUUUGGGUUUGUGCUGGUAUUGGCCUUUAAGGGCUGCCGUACCUCUCUCCGUGUGCGUCCGUGUGCAGGGAAGGAGGCCAUGCUGACCCAGAAGGACUACGAGACCUCCACCCUGUCGGAGGUGAAGGCGCUGCUGCGGAAGCACGAGGCCUUCGAGAGCGACCUGGCCGCCCACCAGGACCGCGUGGAGCAGAUCGCCGCCAUCGCGCAGGAGCUCAACGAGCUGGACUACUACGACUCGGCCAGCGUCAACGCCCGCUGUCAGAAGAUCUGCGACCAGUGGGACGUCCUGGGGGCGCUCACCCACAGCCGCAAGGACUCCCUGGAGAGGACGGAGAAGCAGCUGGAGUCCAUAGACGAGCUCUACCUGGAGUACGCCAAGAGGGCGGCGCCCUUCAAUAACUGGAUGGAGGGAGCCAUGGAGGACUUGCAGGACAUGUUCAUCGUUCACAAUAUCGAGGAGAUCCAGGGUGGACUUGAACUGCUCGUGGGCGGUGAUCAGACCCUGAGGGGGGGAAAAACGGGUUUGGUUCUCAUCUCAGUCCUCGUGUUCUAG
Molecule: messenger RNA, 1713 nt
Organism: Menidia menidia (Atlantic silverside)
Lineage: Eukaryota; Metazoa; Chordata; Actinopteri; Atheriniformes; Atherinopsidae
Source: the annotation of a GenBank genome assembly